Acanthosepion pharaonis is the source of this 453-nucleotide messenger RNA. The record is from the annotation of a GenBank genome assembly. NCBI's taxonomy places the organism in Eukaryota, Metazoa, Mollusca, Cephalopoda, Sepiida, Sepiidae.
AUGUAUCUAUCUAUCUAUCUAAUUCUCAUCAUAUAUCAUAUCUAUCUAUCUAUCUAUCUAUCUAUCUAUCUAUCUAUCUGUGUGUUUCUAUUCAGUAAUCCUUCUCUUUCUCUCUCUUUCUCUCUCUCUCUCCCUUCCUCCAUCUCCCUCCCUCUGUCUUUCUCUCUCUCCCUCCCUUUUCUCUCCCUCCCUCCAUCUCUCUUCCCCCCUCUCUCCCCUCCAUCCCCUCUCCCCUCCUCUCCCUCCUCUCUCCUCCUCCCUCUCUCAAUCCCUCCAUCUCUCCCUCUCCCCUUCUCUCCCCUUUCUCUCCCCUCUCCCCCCUUUAUCUCCCAAAAAAAACCCCUCCCCCCCCCCUCCCCCUCUCCCUCCUCUCUCAAUCCCUCCAUCUCUCUCCUCUCUCCCCCCCCUCCUCUCCCCCUCUCUCUCCCUCCUCAAACAGGAUAUUUACGAUAA